This is a messenger RNA of Galleria mellonella (greater wax moth), 6964 nucleotides long. RefSeq lists its product as uncharacterized. Gene Ontology annotation, molecular function: protein binding. The record is from RefSeq and is a predicted model, not a curated record. The coding region runs from base 528 to 4208 and encodes 1226 amino acids. The transcript has 15 exons. NCBI's taxonomy places the organism in Eukaryota, Metazoa, Arthropoda, Insecta, Lepidoptera, Pyralidae.
AGACGCGAACGACCAAGAAUCCACGGUGCCCUCCCAGAGGGUGUACCGUAGGAAAAGCGCCAGAGAAAGGCAAAACGCGAAAUGACUGCCAAACAAUCCGACAGAUCCCAAUCUCAAUAGUUCCCGUUGAACGAAUGCAAAUUAAAUUCAAGUGAACUCAUUAGACGGUGCAAUUGCGCGCAAUCGGUGCGCAUAGAACUUAUGCAAUAAUUUUCAACAUCAAACGUCAAAUUGUUACAGUGUGAUGUUCAGUAAACAUAUUACAGUGAACGAAAGCGACCGGUUGUGUAUAAAUAUUCAUAAUUGUAAAAAUAAGUGUCAACAGUUUGUUAUUUUUGUAGAAAAACAAAAUUGACAUUGGUGAUGUUUAAAGUGAAUGUCAGAGGAUUGUUGUGUUUGGCAAAAUGCCAAAAUUAAUAAGAGCAGCUGAUUGUAAACAAACAAUUUAGCGAAUACUAACAAUAACGUUACCCACACUAGCCAAAUUCUAUCGCACAUGUCGAAUACGAUAAAAAAUAACUACAACAAUGUCGACGAUAAAAGCUUCAAGUGAUAGUGAUGGUCCUAUAAUAGAUGAUAACAUAAUAAGAAUUCAAUUGCGGAAACCUUGUCAAAGAAAAUGGGAGCUCCGAACACGAAAUCUUUCUCCGGGGAUAAAAUUUCCCACUAUACAACUUUUUGAUUGCGACGGAAAUCUGCUCGUCGAAACAAAUAACGACAACAUAUCUAUAAAGAGUUCUGAUUUUGAUGAACGUAUUUUGAAAACGAGCCAGUCAUUAAAAGAGAAAGAUUAUAAACAUUAUCUUGAUAAAAAGGCUGCUAUUAGAAAACACAAUACAAUUUCUGGAGAUAAAGUGUAUACGCGUAUUUAUAGAGUACCUGUUUGUACUAGUGAUAAUAAUAUUCAAAAUAAUAAUCAUAGUUACAUUAUUCGCGAUGGCAGCAAUAUAUCAAACAUUCCAAGUACAGUUACAUUAUCUAAUAACUUUCAGUAUUUUCAAUCAAAUAGUUUGGAUACCACUCCUUAUCAAUCUGACGGUAUUAGCGAAUUAAGCAGUUAUAAAAGUUCGGACAAUGAUACUUAUGAUCCAAAGCAGACAAUAUUAAAAGAUGGCAUAAAUAUACCAAAAUUUGAUGGCCACGCAUAUUCAGAAAAGAGUUCUAAAAGUUCGUCACUCUCGUCUCUAAGUGAAAUAGAUCAAAAUAUCAUACCAACUGUUGACGAAACUGAUAUUUCUCUGCGACUACAUAAAUCAAAAUCUUUCAAUGACACUAUCAUGAGGGAAGAAACUAAUAAAUAUAUAGAUAAUACAGUACAGCGUUCCAAAUCUGGCGUGAUGUAUCUACCUCCACACAAAAAGGUUUCUUUUCUCAACACUUACUUAAAAAGUUUACCCGCCAGACGGUGCCCUAAUCCGGAUUGGUUUACAAUAAACCGACACCCAACAAUUGAAUCUGUAGGAAAUUCUCGCGCGCCAAUGAAGCGAAACGAAUUGCCAAAAUUCCCUGCGAAUAAAGUAUGGCGCUCCUGUAAAAUAGACGAUAACAUGUCUGACAAUGAAUUCAUUAAUAUUCCAACGGACGUUGCAGCGGAUUAUGAAAUGAAAAAGCGUUUGAAGAUGUAUAGACGUGGUAUAUCAGAAAUUGAGGUGAAAAAUAAAACUGUUAACAUGUUUACAAAAGACCGCAGACAUUCAGUUAGUGGCGCAAUGGACAUGAAUCAUACGUCGUCUUCUGAAAGUGUGGACGAAGCUGACGUUGUACUUAACCGAUUAAAGAGAAGGAUACUCAAGAACAAGAUAAGGGAGAAAAGGCGAACUCUCGGAGAGAAGUUUCAAUUUUAUCGACAGAACUGCAACGCUAAGGAGCAGUGUACAUCCGAAAAGCGGCGCCAUGAGGACGGCGGGGCCCACGUGAGGUCCCGCCACGCUAUGGGCUCCAACAUCAGCCAGCACUCGGCCAAGGGACUGAAGGGCCGCCGCGCCAGAUCCAGCGGAGACUUAUGCAAUGGCGACAGCAAGAGUCAGACCGAGUCGUCGGUGUGUGGUUCCGUGGUCGGCGACGUCAUGGGAUGGAACAGGUCGCUACCGAACCAUUUAGACGGGAAUCGCCAUUUGGCAGAUUAUAGCAGAGUCAAUAAUAAUUACGGAGAAUUUGCGACGUACAACCGUUGUCACUCAAAGGGGCGAGGGUUACGCUACAGAGUUUCGAAGUCUGGUUCAGAUGCGGAGCCUGUCUGGAAACUGCAAGAUCCUGGUUUUGAUCAAGGCUACGGAUCUGAGCGAUCUCCAGAAGAUGACUACGUCCCACCCAUAGUUCCACCAAUCUCCCUCGAAGCAUACGAAGCCGAGCUCCGUACUGUCUAUCCCUUUAUCAAUGAUGAGAAUACAUUUACCGUGGUGGUGGAGAAGGACGGACGAGGACUGGGGAUGUCCGUAUGCGGGGGUGGGGGCCUGGUGAAAAUACGAAGGCUGUACCCCCCACAGCCAGCGUGGAGGACCGGCCGCCUCGCACCGAGAGAUCUUCUCCUCUCAGCUAACGGAGUGCCCCUCGCCGGGCUAAGUACAUACGAAGCUCUAGAGGUACUGCGAACAGCGUCGCCGAGGGUAGAACUAAGGGUGUGUCGGCCACCACCUGACGCAUUAGAGAGCGUCACACCGCCAGACCCACCGACACCGCCUACACGCACCCCGCACCCCCCGCAUUUGCCGCCACUAGACCCCCUCAACUGUCACCCAAUGCAUGCCAGAUUAUCUCAAACUACCAGCAGCGCGACAACCUCGUCAUCGGAAGGCAAAGGCAGACGAGAGGCGAGUCCUGAGGUGGAACGACGUGAUCUUCGACUGCCAGACCUCGAUCGACCUUUACCUGUAUACGACGUACAAUAUGGGGAUGACGGAUCAGUGGAAUUCGACAUAGUCAUGACUAAGGUGAACGGCUCGCUUGGAUUCACGUUACGCAAGGAGGACCACAGCGCGCUCGGGCAUUACGUGCGAGCGCUAGUUCGGGAGCCGGCGCUCAGCGACGGCAGGAUACAGCCUGGUGACAGAAUAGUUGCGGUCAACGACACUUCAAUGUCGAACAUGUCGCAUGGGGAGGCCGUCGCGUUUCUGCGUGCAUGCGGCUCGGAGGUGCGACUGCGAUUGUACCGCGACCACGCCGCCACACCGCUGUCACCGAUGUCCCCAAAAGAAGGGCCAACCGACUCCGACGCACCGACGAGUAGACCUAAACCGCCGCUGAGACCCGAAGCAGUAUCAAUGCUGUGCGACUUGGCGGCGCGUAGGCUGACUCCUGAUGCGGUCGACGGCUCAAGAUCUCCUUGCCUUUCCCCGCGCAAGUUCCGCAAACUCACUAAAGAGACCAACCACUAUGAACAACCUAAUGAUGUUCCAAGUACCAUUACGGUAGCACAGUCGGAAAAUUCCGAAGUCGCACAAGAGGUGAGACGGCCGCAGCGAGCGCAUACUGUGACACUCGCCAGCCCGACCGCUCCACCUUCUUGUAGAAAACAAAAGCUAAGCCUGACAGUGCCCCCUCAUGGAUACGAACUGAACAAUUUGGACAACGAUACCCUGGAUGCGCCUAACGUGUACCAGGAAGACAUGAAUCGACAGCGUUAUAAUGAACCGGUAUUUCCCGUGGACUCUGAUGAACCCGUAUCGAUGCCAGCGGAACUGUCGAAUGACGAAGCUAGAUUCAAGCACUCUAAUCCUGCAUACCAGAGUGCAGUACUGCACAGCACCAGUAGUGAUACAAACGAUACGCACAAAGAUGAAGAUAAUGGCUUAAAGAAAUGGAAAGGAGUCGCAUUGUCGCCAGAUAACGAGCGGAAGACGAUGGAGCCGCAGCCAGCGGUCAAGGAUAUCGAUGCCGUCCAAAAAGAGAAUAUCAAGCCAGAAGAUCCGACCGGUGAGGCCAGUACAGAACCUACGAUAGUGACGGUGGAACUGAACCGCGGAUGGAACAGUCGGCUUGGAUUCAGCGUACAAAGUCAUCCGGAGUCGGGCCAAAGCUACAUCUCGGCCGUCUACAACGACAGUGUGGCAGCCCGCGACGGGCGUUUACGGCGAGGCGAUGUUAUAUUACAGGUCAAUGACGAGAACGUUACGUCAAUGAAGACCCCAGAAGUGAUAGAUCUCUUAAGAAUUUUACGCGGUUCCAUUUGCAUCACGGUACUACGACCGCCCAACCCGCUACCAACAUAAUUGCAACAUUUUGUCUAGUAAUGGACAUUUUUUUUUUAAAUGUAAGUCUUGUUAAAUACUUCCGUGGUUUAAAAUUAAAAUUUAUUUAUCAAGCUAGGGUUGCCAUAAUCAAAAGUCGUCUAAGAAUCCAAUGUUUCUUAAAGCAUCAACAUCAGAGAUUACAAUAAUCUGGUAUUUUAUACUUGACAGAAUAAAAAAAAAUUGUCUUUAUAUUUGAAAUAAUAAUGCAUAAAAAAGGUACUAAAUUAUAAAGGUUUUUGUUUUAUUAUAUGUAAUUACAUAUUGUUACUUUUUAUUAAGUUUUAAUUUUCAAUUCUAAUUCUAAUAAACAUUUUGAAAACAUAAUUGUGACAAGUAUAGAAAACAGAUUAUACUUACUACGUGUAAAGGUGAAGCAAUAUUUGUUCAUAAGACUUUGUUGACAUGAAUAGGUGUCUAUCGCCUUAUAUCUUGGCGCAUUAAAUUUUUCGAGUUAAACUGGUGAAGCAAAUUUCAAGUUAAAAAAGUUGCAAAAGAUGCAGCUAGUUGGUACAGAUAUAAAUCUUCCUGUAUACUGUAAUAUAUGUGUCCAUCAUAAGUUUGUGAUUGUUGAAUUUACUUGCCGAUUUAUUAAAAGUCAUGGAGUGUGUGAUAUGCCUGAAUCAUUCGUGCUUGUGAUGUUUUGGUUGGACUUGUUAAAAGUGUUAAAUGCCACAGUAUUAAGGUUGAUAAUUGUAUAAUAACUUCUAAUUUCUAACAUGUUAAAAUAUUACUCUACAUUAGAAAUAUUGAGAAUUUCCAUAGUGAUAGAACCAAUACUGAUAUUCACAGGACAUCAUUAAAGUUCAUAUCGUUUCUGUCGAAUUAUGAUAAUAUCUAUAUAGAACUAAAAUCAUGUGAAACACAUACGAAAUAAAUCAUGAGAGUAAUACUAUAUGUUACAAUAAUAAUAACAAGGAAAUGUAGAGUGAAAUGAAAAUUGGAAGAAAAUGUGUUCUAUCAGGGAAAAAAAAAUUUAAUAAAAAAUAUUGUUAUAAAACAAACAAUAAAUAUGAAAGUAUAAUAUUAAACUCUCAAUGUUUUUCUUUUAUUUUUAUCGUCUCAUUUACUUUAGAAAUAUUUAGUUUCACUGAUAAAAUACUUCUUUUAAGAGGAUGCUAAUUUUAUCAAUUUUUCCCUCUACAUAUAUGAGCAACCCAACAAACUUGAUCUGCAGAUUCAGUCGUAGUUCGUGUAUUCAAAUCCGAAAUAUGAUUCUCAAAAUUACAAAUGGAAAAUACCUUUUAAUGGAAUUGAUCAUAAAUGUCCAUCGAUAUCAAAUCUGAAAUAGGCAAUAACUAGUUACUAAUAGCUUUUGUACAAAAGUUACUCUAUUCAUAACUUCCUGUAAAACCACUUGUCAAAAUUGUUAAUAGUAUAAAAAAAAAAAAUAUCGUCCAUCUAUCCUUAUAUUCAUUAUUCGAAAUUAAGGGACUUAUAUAUAAUGAAACCACAAGUGAUUUAAUUAUUAUAAAAUCCAUCUUAAUCACUCAAUUUGACUAUCACUGAAAUAUCAUUUUGGUAAAGUUCCUAAUGGGUAGCUCUUAUUUAAUAAAUUUGUGUCUAGCACAAUGAAAAUUAAUAUAAUAUUAGUUACAGCCACUUACAAAUUGAACACAAAGACCUACUUAUAUUUGCAUAGUAAGAAAGUAACUUUUUUUCUGAACAUAUCGUGUCCACUGUCGAUUGAAAAUAUCCCUAUGAUAGUGUUCGAUAUUUUAACCUUUUGUUGUCCGAAUUCCGAUGCUUUUAGCGGUUGCUAUUUAUUUAAAGACAAAAUUAACUAAACCUUAUUGUAAAGACAUAGGAUUUCAUUUUGUGAAGUUGGUAACUGUCUUUGCACCCACCCUUUUAUCUUAGAUACACAAUCAAUAGUUUUAUUUUCAAUGUUAUGAGAUGAUCGUAAAAUUAUAUAGUUGGAUUAUUUUUCUUUGAUAAAUAAAAAAAAAUAUAUAAGAUUUAUUUAUACCAUAAAUAAGCAAUUUGCAUAUUUUGUCUUUAUGUAGUACUAUGAAAGAUUACUGUAAUUAUAUAUUUAUUUUUAUUAAUAGAAGUUGUUUGUGUUCAUUUUGUUAGGGGCUAACAAUAUAAGGUAUAUAAUUGUUAAUAUAAGUUACCUGUAAAAUUAAAACAUUUGUCUCGGAAUUGAUCUCUGUAGAAAUCUCAGUAGAGGAUUAGGUGAACAAAAUUUAGUAAUAAACUCAAAUAAUACAUUAAAUUAAUAAUAAUAUAGAAUAACAUAAUCCACAAUCCAUAACCCUACUUGACCCGACCAAGAUAAGCAACGAAGUAAAAGGAAAUAUUUUUUGUACACAAUAGUAAAAAAUAUAGCUAUCGUAACCCAUUGCCGUAUUAAUUUCCGUUAAAAAUUGUAUAAUUACUGUGCAAUGUAAAAAUCACAAGCUUUUAGUUAAUUAAUGUCACGGUACACAGCGCCUAGAGAGUUUUUUUUUAAACUCUUUUAAGCGCUGUCUACCAUGUUAUUGCCAACCAUUCUUAAAGCGUUCAUACUUUAACUUCCCGAUGUGAAGCAACAUCAUAAUUAUCUGUCAAUUUUCAAAAACAAUUCACGUUUCGCCAAUAAAAUAUUAAGCAGUUUGGCGAUUUUUGUAGUGGUAACUACGUAAUUUUGAUUAUUAAAUAAAUAAAUAUUUUUUAAUGUUUGUUGUUUAUUCAAAUAGUACUAGCGAACUAAAACGUUUCACAGAAUACGUAGCAUAUAAAUCUAACACAAAAAA